Cygnus atratus (black swan) is the source of this 1617-nucleotide messenger RNA. It is a transcript of the gene SLC2A6, whose product is annotated as solute carrier family 2 member 6. Gene Ontology annotation, molecular function: transmembrane transporter activity. Lineage: Eukaryota; Metazoa; Chordata; Aves; Anseriformes; Anatidae. Gene Ontology annotation, cellular component: membrane. Bases 1 to 1521 code for a protein of 506 amino acids. The record is from RefSeq and is a predicted model, not a curated record. The transcript is spliced from 10 exons. Gene Ontology annotation, biological process: transmembrane transport.
AUGGAGCCGAGCGCACGGGAGCCCCUGGUGAGGAAGCCGAGCUCCUCGUACCGAACCUUCCCCGAGGGCGUCAGCAAGAGGCUGGACAAGGAGUACCUGCGAAGCCUCCACAACAAGCGGCUCUACCUGGCCGUGUUCGCCGCCGUCCUCGGGAAUUUCAGCUUCGGCUUCGCCCUGGUUUACACCUCGCCCGUGAUCCCCGCCCUGGAGGCUCACCCCAACCCUGCGCUGAGGCUGGACAGGCACAAAGCGUCCUGGUUUGGGUCGGUGUUCACGCUGGGGGCGGCGGCAGGGGGGCUCAGCGCCAUGCUCCUCAACGACCGCCUGGGCCGCAAGCUGAGCAUCAUGUUCUCGGCUGUGCCCUCCGCUGUGGGAUACGCGCUGCUGGCCGGAGCCCAGGGUGUCGAGAUGCUGCUGCUGGGCCGCGUGCUGACGGGCUACGCCGGCGGCGUGACGUCCGCCUCCAUCCCGGUCUACAUCUCGGAGAUCUCCCACCCCGGUGUCCGAGGCAUGCUGGGCGCUUGUCCUCAGAUCAUGGCAGUGCUGGGCUCCCUCAUCCUCUAUGCGCUGGGGCUGCUCCUGGACUGGCGCUGGCUGGCCGUGGCAGGGGAGGUGCCGGUGCUGGCCAUGAUCCUCCUGCUCUGCUUCAUGCCCAACUCGCCCCGGUUCCUGCUCUCCCAGGGGAAGGAGGACGAGGCCCUGCAGUCGCUGUGCUGGCUGCGGGGCAAGGACACGGACUAUGCCCGGGAGUAUGAGCAGAUUAAGGACAGCGUAAGGAAGCAGAGCCAGUGGGUUUCCUGUGCUGAGAUCAAGGACCCCUUCAUCUACAAGCCCAUCCUGAUUGCCGUGGGGAUGAGGUUCCUGCAGCAGCUCUCCGGGGUCACCUGUGUCCUCGUGUACCUGCAGUCGAUAUUCAAGAAAACGGCUGUCAUCCUGAAACCAGAGUACGACGCAGCUCUUGUCGGCCUGGUGCGUCUGUUCUCGGUGGCGAUUGCUGCUGUGUCGAUGGAUAAAGCUGGCAGGAAGAUUCUUCUCUUUGUGUCGGCCGGUGUCAUGUUAGCCUCCAACCUGACCAUGGGGCUCUACAUCCACUUCAUUCCCUCUUCUCAGAAUGGCACCAUUGCCAACAGGACCCUGGCGAGCUCUGCCAGCCCUCCUGCUGAGUCCAUCAACUACAUCACCCUCAUCCCCCUCCUGGCUACCAUGUUCUUCAUAAUGGGCUAUGCCAUGGGCUGGGGCCCCAUCACCUGGCUGCUGAUGUCGGAGAUCCUCCCUCUGAAAGCCCGGGGGGUGGCCUCAGGCCUCUGCGUCGUCGUGAGCUGGCUGACAGCCUUCACCCUCACCCAGUUCUUCCUCCGGGUUGUGGAAGCCUUCGGCCUCGAGGUGCCGUUCCUGUUCUUCGCUGUCAUCUGCGCUGGAAACGUCUUAUUUACAGGCUGCUGCGUCCCAGAAACCAAAGGCAGGUCCCUGGAACAGAUCGAGGCCUUCUUCAGGACCGGGCGGAGGUCGUUCAUGAGGUAGGAGCUGCUGGCUGCACCGGGCCGCCAGCCCACACGCUCAAGGGCUAGAGAGAAAAUGGCUGUGGUGCUGGAGGUGGAAGCUGGAGGUCUCCGAAGA